AUGGUUGCAGAAAUUGACUCUUACACGUACUAUUCGGAUUCGCCAGAUAUUCUCCACAGUGUCAACGAAUGGAGGGAGCUUGACAAAAAGCACCUACAUAUCAAAGUCGAUCUUCCUGAGGGCUGGCCCAAGAAGCUCACGGGUCCACAUGUCUGGAGAGGUGAAGAAUUGAGAAAGAAUCCUGAAAAGUAUAAAUACUAUUUCACGCUGGAAGAUCUCUCUGAAAUUCAUAAGGCGGUCAAAAAGUUUAAACAAUUAGGCCUUCCAUUGCGAAAAGUCGGUAGAGAGAAUUUCAACUUGGGCUCAUUAGGUUCCAAACUCGAGGAUUUUAGCGAAGAUCUUUAUAAGGGUAUUGGAGUUCGGUUAUUGAGGGGAUUUAAUAUAGACGAUUAUGAUGAACAGGAAAGGUUAAUUGCUUAUCUUGGUAUAAGCUCUUAUAUAGGUGACAUUCGGGAUGCUCAAGGCCUAAACAGAGCACUCACUCACAUUAAAUCUAUAGCUCAUGUUCCAAAGGAAGAAAGAGCUCCUAUAGGUGUCAGUCAACAAACAACUGAUCCGCAGAUGUACCAUUCUGAUUUCGGUGGUGACAUUGUUUCUUUAUUAGUAUUGGGUACCCCCGCCAAUGGAGGUGAAUCGCUCAUCAGCUCAACUUAUUCAAUCUACAAUUAUCUUGCUCAGCAUAGACCAGACAUCAUCAAAGUCUUGACUAGUCCGGAAGGUUAUAAGAGGAAAGGCUUUCCAGAAGGUGCACCUUUAAUAUUCUACGAAAAUGAUGAGCUCAUCACCAGUUUUUCCACUAGAAACUUCAUAGGGUUUGGAGAGAUUCCCAGAGAUAAGUCGUACCCGUUAAUAUCAUCAGAAGAGAGAGAUGCUGUAGGUGGUUUUAAUGCGAUAGCAUAUAAGUAUACUUUAGAAACGGAUUUACAGAAAGGAGAUAUAGAGUAUGUGAACAAUCUCAUCAACCAACAUUGCAGAAAAGGUUAUCUUGAAGAUGAAGACCACAGGCGUCACUUAGCACGAUUGUGGUUAAGGAAUUCCAAGUAUACUUUCCUGCUAAAACUUCCUCAGGAAAUCAAAGAGAAAAGGAAUCAGAUUUUUCCUGUAGAAUAUGAACAAGAGAUUCCUUUGAAUGAAUUUGAAGAAGAUGAAAUCAAAGUAAAAAGUGGUGCCGACUCAAUAGAUAAGUUUUAUGCAAAACCUAAAUAG
Debaryomyces hansenii CBS767 is the source of this 1206-nucleotide messenger RNA. RefSeq names its product TauD/TfdA family dioxygenase. Gene Ontology annotation, molecular function: oxidoreductase activity. The coding region runs from base 1 to 1206 and encodes 401 amino acids. The transcript has a single exon. NCBI's taxonomy places the organism in Eukaryota, Fungi, Ascomycota, Pichiomycetes, Serinales, Debaryomycetaceae. The record is from RefSeq and is a predicted model, not a curated record.